Molecule: messenger RNA, 3965 nt
Organism: Manis pentadactyla (Chinese pangolin)
Lineage: Eukaryota; Metazoa; Chordata; Mammalia; Pholidota; Manidae
Gene: TMEM187
Product: transmembrane protein 187
Exons: 3
Coding region: 984-1784 (266 amino acids)
Cellular component (GO): transport vesicle
Source: RefSeq, a predicted model, not a curated record
ACUAACCCCAGGUCGCUGAAGGGACACACACCAGGGGAGCUACGUGUAACUAGCAGUGGGGACGGGGCACAGGUUGUUGAGGGUGGCUGACGGGAGACACUACAGUUGCGCCUUGGGCCUUGGAGCGGACGUUUUCCCGCUCCACACGCCCAGCGGCCGCAGGAGGGUCGGCCCGAGGCCCAGCUCAGGGUAGCCGGAGGCGGGACGAGAGCGCGGCGGUGCGGUGACGCCACCGGCUCCCAGGGUCCCAGACUCGGCGGCCCCGCCCCCGAGCGCCGCGCCGCCGCCCGCGCGCCAACGAAAGGAGACAGGCCGCGCGCCCGGGGCAGCCCCACAGUCUUGCCGGCUGCAAGGCGCGCAGCCUGGCCGACGGUACCCGAACCGCCCGGGCGCGCGCGGGAGACCUCGGCAUCACCUCGCGUCACCCCGCACCGCCUGCUUCCCAGAGUCCCGCGCCCCGCCCCGCGCGCAGGCGCACGGCGGCCUCUCGGGUCCGCCCUUUUUCGAGAUUUGAAUUUCCCCCAGCAAAGAGAGGCAAAAUACCCGGAUGGCGGUCGCUGGCCUUUUCGCGCCAAUAUUGUAAGUUCUCGCAACAACCUUGAGAGGGCCUAAACUAUAGGAUGGGAGAUGAACGUCGUGCCUUAAAAAAAACGGUGCCGGGUGGUCUACAUAUAUAAGAAGUCAUUUGAUGCAUACAACUCUGCAGGAAGGUCCUGGUGGCAUCCCCAUUCUACAGAAAAAGGCAGAACGCCCCUUCAUUACCACCAGCCGGUUGACAGGAGCACUGCCUUCCUCUGGCCUGCCACCACCAUUCCCAGGCGGGGUCGCAGCCUCUGCAGUGGAAAUCCUGGGGACUUCGUCCUGCUGGCUCAGCUGGGGGGCUGAGGAGUGAUUUGCAAAAGCUGUUUUUCUGAAUUCCAAAAUAACAGUGGAGGCUGCCUCUCUUUUAAGCUCUUCUCCUUGACUCCCACCUAGGGUUGCAGAUGAAGCCUGAGUCAAGGCAGGCCCUCUUCCACGUGGCUAUGGCCAGCAGCCUCUGUGUGGCCACUGUCUACACAGGUGUUUUUGAAGGUGUCGUCAUCCAGGUGGGCUAUGAGCACUAUGCUGAAGCAGUGGUAGCCAGCCUCCCCACCUUUCUAGCCAUGCCCUUCAACUCGCUCAUUAACUUGGCCUACAUGCUCCUGGGAGGGUACUGGCUGCGGAGGAAGGCCAGUGCCCUGGGGCACCCUGCAGCUGUGCAGAGGGCUCAGUACCUGAAGGAUGUCUUCGCUGCCAUGGCUCUGGUCUACGGCCCCGUUCAGUGGCUGCGCAUUGGGGUGCAGACGCACUCUGCUGCCGUGCUGGACCAGUGGCUCACCUUGCCCAUCUUCGCGUGGCCAGUGGCCUGGUGCCUCUACCUAGACAGGGGCUGGAAGCCCUGGCUGUUCCUCACCGUGGAGUGCCUCUCCCUGUGCAGUUACAGCCUUGCCUUGCUGCACCCCUGUGGGUUUGAAGUUGUGCUGGGCAUGCACAUGGCAGCCACAGUGGGCGUGGCCCUCCGUGCCCACAGGCACUAUGGCAGUGGCUCCUCAGGAACAUACUUGGCCCUGGGCAUGCUUUCCUGCCUGGGCUUUGUGGUCCUCAAGCUGUGUGACCAUCAGCUUGCGAGAUGGCGUCUCUUUCAGUGGCUCACCGGCCACUUCUGGUCCAAAGUCUGUGAUGUGCUCCAGUUCCACUUUGCAUUCUUAUUUCUGACAAAUGUCCACACUCGCCAAAGACGCGCUCCUGAGGGGAAGAUGCAUUAAACUGAAAAGAAGCUACCUAGAAAGAGUGGCCCCCACCCCGCAACAUCAAAAUGGACUAUCAGAUGACAUUCUGUCAUCGGUGUUAAAUUUAAGAUUUAUGAUGAUAAGAUAUGAUGGUUACAUGGAAGAUUGUCCUCUGAAGUUAUGAGCUACAGAAUUUAGGGGUGAAAUGUUGUGCUCUGUGCAACUUGCUUUCAAAGAGAGUAAGCAAAUAUCUAGGUGCAAGGGAGGUGCUGGUGCCUUGUACUCUUAUAACCUUUUCUGUAGUUUUCAAUUUUUCAGAAUAAAACGUUGGGGGGAAACGACCCCAAGAAAUCCACCACUUCCAGUUGGAGAAAAAAUGGUUGUCUACGGUAGCUCUGGGAUUUCGGUGACAGCUGGGCAGGGUAGCUUCUGGCCAGUUGCCACGCCUGGCAGUGGGGUUACCAGUGAGGUCCCCAGAGGUGACUGGGUUCAGGGACACCUAGUCACGUUACACACAUGCCCAGCAGACUGAUGAGGAAAUUGGAAGGCCAGAACAAUAGCUCACUGUGACAUCUGUGACUGCCAGAACAUCAGGUCACAUGGAAGCCACGUCACCUCAGACCCUUUGUGAAACAAGGCAGGGUAGAUCUAGAUGAAGGAACACACACAAAUGUCAAAAGCUGAAUUCUCAACAGAAUGUCUCUGGGUGAUCCACUCUCAGAGCUGGGUGGGGCUUAGAUAUCCUUAGCUACUAAGGUUACUGAACUGUCAUGGGUCUGUCACCAUUGGGGAGACCCAGAACAUGGUCUGAGCAAGACCUACAUCCUUGUCACCCAGGUCCUUAGGAACCAUGAUCUCCUGAUGGCAUCUCAGGGUGGGGCUCUGGAAUUGGCAUGUACAAACCCCCUAGCAGAUGACAUGUGUGAACCAGUGAGCCUGGGGGUGACUCUGGGGCUGAAGAGAUGCUGAGGAUCCUACCUUUGGAUCACCCCUGCAAGCCCCUGAAGCCCAGCUACCCUUGGCAUUCUUUCUUCCCACUUACUAAUGUGUUCUUAGACACCUGUUUCAUCCCGUCACCUGAAAGGCGUCUGGUCUUUAAAGACAAAGAUGAAGGCAGAGGAGAGAGGAUGCCCUGUCGUUGCUGAAUGGCAUCUCAGGGUGACCCGCCCUCCCUGGGCCCCUCUCCACAGAGCCUCAUGGCAGCCAAGCCAUCACCUGAAGAACCUGGUAGAUGAGGGCCCAUGAGCAUUGCACCUCCCCCAGGGCGUGUGUGGGGGGGUCGAGAGCAGAGGUGGUGUUCAUUUGGGGAAACAGCUUUGUUCCAUUACAGUCAUCUCGGAGGCUUUGUACACCCUAGAAGAGGAGAAUGGCUAUGGGAGUCUCCAGAGAGGCUGCCCUUUCCCCAAAGAGGCCAGAGAGAAGGGAGGAAGGCGAGCUUCCUUCUUCAUUCCAUGCCUUUGAGCCACAAGCACUAAUAACUUCUCUUUUCUUUCUACCAAUCCCUACAUAAUAAAUAGCUCCGAGAACCUUCUGGUUUUCAUUCUGUGCCUGUGUCAGGCUGGAUGUCCACAGGAAACAGGUGGCUUUCAGGAUGGUCUCAUGGAGAACUGUGCACACUACUUUGCAGGGUGGGCACCGGGGACCUCUACCACCCCUCGCCCUGGGGAGACUCCACCCAAAGGAAAGACUCACGUGGAAGAGACCGCGUGGGUGGGCAGUGACCUCCAGGAGCCCAACCCCACUCUCUCCUGCCAGGCGCCCAUCCAAGGUUGUCAGGUGAAAUACAGGAUGACAAAAUGUUCUGGUCCCUGUGGUACCAUGAGACAUGCUUAUACUAAAAAAUUGUUGUUCAUUGUUUUUCUGAAAUUCAGAUUUAACUGGGUGUCCUGUCUUUAUUUACUAAAUUAGACAGCUCUACAUUGAGCUAACCCAAUCAAAGCCAGAGGCCUGGAACCUUCUCUCUCUGCUCCCUAGUUCUGACCAGUGUUGCUCCAAGUGUGGCCAGCCUGAGCCAUGCAGCUUCCUGAGUGCCCCCCCAACUCUGGCCCUGGGGAGUCCUGGCUUCUGGGGCUGAGACCUCCCCCCACCUCAGCCCUACCCCGGGGUUCAAGGGUGUCAGCAGUGUUUGAGAUGCUGAGAAAAGGAGGCUGGUGGCUGUGCCCACUCUGGGCACCCCGGGCUCUGCUCUGAGUACUGCAGCCCUUUUGGCCACAGGGC